AUGUGUAUCCAACCAAAACGAUAUGAUUUUAAGUACUUCAAGGUCAUCGCCAUUGGAGAAGGUGAAGGAAAGGAAAUGAUAGAUGAAGAAGAUGAGAAGAUUGGCAUGUUAAAGGCUGAAUGUGAUGAGGAUGUAUAUGAUGCGGUUGUUACAGCCCUAAAAGAGCUGAAUGAGUACAAUCCAAGUGGCAGAUAUCCAUUUUCAGAGCUUUGGAACAAUAAAGAAGAAAGAAAAGCAACACUGAAAGAAGGUGUUGAGUUUAUUCUCAAACGAUGGAAAACAUACAAAUACAAAGAAUCGAGGGUUUUGGUUUAUAGUUCUGAAUCCUACAGCUUCAAACUUCUAGAAACUCUCAGGUGUACCAUGAUUCAGACAAGAGGAGAGCUGAUCAAUAGUGAUCCUACAUUUGAUGAAUAUAAGUGCAGGUAUUACAAGGAGUUGACCCUCGGUCUGGUCAAAGUGAAGGUUUCAGAAAAGGUGUAUAAAUGUCCAUAUUGCCCCCAGAGUAGAGAAUACAGUUAUGAUGACCUCUGUAGGCAUGCAACUCGAAUAGCAACAGAAUCAAAAAGUGCUGGUUUAAAAGAAAAGGGGAAGCAUAUGGGACUUUUGGAGUUUCUAGAGAGAUCUAUCAAGUCUUCUGAAUCAACCUGUAAAAGAAGCAGAGAUCCUCAAUUGGGGUUGGAAACUCUCUUACAAGAAAUGAGCAAAAGAAGUCAAGAACUUAUAAGCAGGACAGAUUCUGAUAUGGCUUUUGUUAUUCAACAGAAUGAAAUGAUCGUUGACAACUUUAACAGAGAUCUUAGAAUCUUGCAAGAGAAGGCAAACAAGAAAAUCAAAAAGAUUAUGACUGAGCAUGAACACAGCAAAAUGAAUGAAUCAGCAACUUUGAAGGAGCAGAAGCCAGAUGAAAGGAUGUUAAAGUUGGUAGAGGAUCAAAAGAGAGAAAUAGAAAAACUUAAGCACCAAAUCAUGGAGCUUGAGAAGACGUCUGAAUCCAUUAAAGAAAAUCUGAAAGAAAAAGAAGAAGAAUUGAAGAGGUUGGAAGAGCUUCAAGAAGCCUUGAUAGUGAAGGAAAGAUUGGGAAAUGAUGAAUUACAAGAUGCUCGCCAACAAUUAAUUUAUGGUUUGGAAGAUAAUUGCGUUGGUGUUCGUGCACAUAAUGUUAGUAUAGGUGUGAAAAGAAUGGGUGAGCUUGAUGCAAAGCCUUUGAUUGCUUCUGCAAAAAGACGAUGUUUAAGUGAAGAGGAUACAGCCAAGUUUGUAUCUUUAUGGGAGGAUCAUCUCAGGGAUCCAAGCUGGCAUCCAUUCAAGGUCAUCGCCAUUGGAGAAGGGGAAUCCAAGGAAAUGGUGGAUGAAGAAGAUGAGAAGAUUGCAAUGUUGAAGGGUGAAAGCGAUGAGGAUGUAUACAAUGCGGUGUGAAAGCCCUAAAAGAGAUGAAUGAGUACAAUCCAAGUGGCAGAUAUCCAUUGCCUGAGCUUUGGAACCACAAAGAGAAAAGAAAAGCGACAUUGAAAGAAGGGUUUGAAUUUAUUCUCAAGCAAUGGAGAAUAUACAAAAACAUGAAACGAGAUUGAAGAGUUAAUCAUAUUUCAACAAAAAAGUGUGUCAUAAAUUUAUUCAGGUUUAGUCAUAUUAUCU
Lactuca virosa is the source of this 1638-nucleotide messenger RNA. The record is from the annotation of a GenBank genome assembly. NCBI's taxonomy places the organism in Eukaryota, Viridiplantae, Streptophyta, Magnoliopsida, Asterales, Asteraceae.